Cryptococcus amylolentus CBS 6039 is the source of this 2290-nucleotide messenger RNA. RefSeq lists its product as hypothetical. The transcript has 6 exons. The record is from RefSeq and is a predicted model, not a curated record. Lineage: Eukaryota; Fungi; Basidiomycota; Tremellomycetes; Tremellales; Cryptococcaceae. The coding region runs from base 1562 to 2290 and encodes 242 amino acids.
GCUUGCGUUUGCGUCCUCCAAACACUACCGUCGGGAUCAACAAAAUCGAAAGCCGAAGUGCUGAGGUAAAUCCUGAUGGAGAGGGUCUCUGAGCGCACUGUCAGUCAAUGGGGAUGAGGAGUAUCGAUUGGACGAUUGGGCUUGGAACCCUGCUUGGAACCUCGCGGCCAUUAUAUGCCACACAGGCAGCGCUUCAAUGUCGUGGCUCUGAUGCUCGUGUCUAGUGCUCACCUCUUCUCCUUACCAACAUCCAUCUCGAAUUCACAGUAUGUCUUGUUCUCCUUCUGAAUCUUCCACCACGCCACAAGCAGAGACGACACCCUUCGGUGCACGCCGCUCAACCGCCAAGACCGCCCAGGAGUACCCGGGCCAGGUAAGACUGAAGCCGCCCCUUACAGUUACUCCUCCUGAGUUCACCUAUCGUAACUCACGCUACGCAUCUGCAAUGCGUAAAGACAAAAAAUCAGAAUUAGAUCAGAAACACGGCUGUCUAUCGAUACCAAGAUUAGAGCUGUAUGCGAGACAAAAAGUGGCGUAAAAAAAGCAAAAAUUAAACUGCUCCGGUGAGGGUCGAACUCACGAUCUUCCGAUUGAAGUGUGGAUUGAAUAACAGUCGGACGCCGUAACCAACUUAGCCACAGAGCACUCGUUGAAACCAAAUUGUUUACCUGUCCUAUAUCGCUAACAAAGAAAAGUGAGGAUCGCGGUCGGGGCGGGGCGGGUCUACAGCGAGUAGCAUAUCAUUUGUGCGUGAUCAAGUACUUACCGAUACUCACGUGGAGAACACAUUGUCAAGUAGGGUUUCAGAUCGAGUGAUUGAUGUGUGAAUGCGAUCCGCCGCCUCUCUUCUCAGGCCACUCUUUCACCGGCCAGCGUCGCACGUCGCUACUGGAAGGCCCCGAUUUCCAACGUCAUAAAGCUGAUAGCAGAGCCCAAAUCAGGGUCACAUCCUCUUCUCCACAAGCACAGCUCGUUCUGCCUUUGGACGUUCCCCCAGGCGGUCGCAGAGACCGCUCUCCAAUUGGCAGGGACACAUGGCAGAGGCGGGAACAACAACGAAUAAACUCGGCGCACCGGCCUGUAGAUAUGCGACUGUACGUCAUAUUUGGUUCCUCAACUUGGCAAUGAGUCAGCAAACGGUCAGCGCGGUAGGCGGACAGAGGCAUGAGCUGAGGAGAACCAAACACCAGGCCACGCAGGCGACGGAGGGGUGGUGUUGUCAGCUUUCGUGCUAAAUGCCAGUCAGCUGCCCCAUUCGUAAGAGCUGCCAUUUUCCUGCAGACCCAGAAGCAGUCCAGUUUACGUAGGGCUUGAGAGCACUAGAAGCAUGACGUUGCCGCGCCCACACAACCCGGCGGAGAACGAAAGCGAACGAAAGCGACCAAGAAGCUCCCAGCCCACCUGACUGGGCGGUUCGUUGAUCGUAGGGUGGCAAACUGUGUGUAUCCCCUAAAAACGUUGUUCCAAAAUAUCGAGAGGAAGCCGGCAUUCCGGCAGGCUGAUAACCUAUAAACCCAAACGCUUCAUCUCCUUCUUUGCCACCCACCCUUUACAAGCGAUUAUGAGCUUCAUCCCACUCUUGACUACAGGACUCAAAGUCUUUGCUUGUUUCUGGGCGCUUAUCACCUUCUCGGUAGCGGCUGCCUUUGUUUCCAAAGCCAAUGAUUUCUUUGGAAGCAGCUAUGUACAGGCGACAAAGCUAACCGCUGGAAAUGCCAUUAUCGCUGCUGGUGUGCUCGCCUUCUUGUACUUGAUCGCAGUUCUGGUCUUGACAGUCGCAAGCCCCAACAACAUCUUCAUCUCCGUAAUGCUGGACGCCGUCUUCUUGGGUGGCCUGUUCAUCUUCUUCUUGGGAUCCGCCGCUGCGUUGUCCACUCUGGCGGCAUUGGCCCGCCGAUUUGAUAUGUAUACCUGGGCCAAAUUGGGCGAAGCUACACUUGGUCUUGCUUGGGUCAUGACGUUCUUGCUCUUGGGAAUCCUCGUGUUGGAAGUCGCCUACACCCUCACCCACUUUGGCGGCGGGUACGCCACCUGGCGAACGCCCUUCAAUCAGCUGGUGGCGUACGGCACCGGUGCGCAUACCAAACAUCACACGCCUGCAGCACCCAUGGCGACCGCCAGCCAUGCUCCUACGGCCACUACUGGCACCCACCCUCCUGGAUCCCACAUCUCACCGGGGGUCGGUACAAACGUCAACGAGCACAACUACGAGUUGGCACCUCCACAGCCGCGAGAGGCAGGGGUUACUCGUCUUGGUACAGUAAACCCGACGGCUGCGAACCGAGUGUGA